This is a messenger RNA of Sinocyclocheilus grahami, 1661 nucleotides long. RefSeq names its product lanC-like protein 2. Gene Ontology annotation, biological process: carbohydrate metabolic process; peptide modification. The coding region runs from base 344 to 1591 and encodes 415 amino acids. The record is from RefSeq and is a predicted model, not a curated record. The transcript has 9 exons. Lineage: Eukaryota; Metazoa; Chordata; Actinopteri; Cypriniformes; Cyprinidae. Gene Ontology annotation, cellular component: plasma membrane.
GCAAUCCUGCAUGAAGGAGCGGGGUCGCCAUCUGUUUCCUCCUGUGGCUCAAACGUGCUCAAGAUAGACGCAGACCACCACCAUCAUCUUCGUCUUCAUCUUCAUCACCCGCCGGAAGUGAGAAGGGAAAGCACCGGCUUCGGCUGGUCAGACCGCGUCCAUCGCUUCUGAAUGAACAGCUUCUGCACUGGACCUGACUGGAAGCAUGGAAUAGUGUCAGAGUGACUCCUGACCUUCAUCAGUAGCCUCACCCAGCAUCAUCAUCAUCAGGAGCAGCUCAGUCCAGACGACAAAACCGAAACGCGUUUCUGCUGCAGUGUGUCCCUGGCGGGCCGCCGUCGCGAUGGGCGAGAGCAUGUCGAAGCGGCUGAAGCUAGUCACCGGCUCCGAGGCAGAGAUGGAGGAGCGCGGCUUCAGCAACCCGUUCCCGGACUGGGAUCAGAGCCUGUCCGGGUCCUCAGACCCAGCAGAACACAGCGGAGGAAACCAGCCGCUUGACGCCGACGGAAAGAUCAGCGAUGCCUUUCAGAAGAAGGUGCAAAGCAAGAUCACAGAUCUUCUCCAACAGAUGGAGGAGGGCCUGAAGACUGCAGAUCCACAUGAUUGUUCCACCUACACGGGCUGGACAGGCAUAGCCCUGCUGUACCUGCAGCUGUAUCGAGGGACGCAGGAGGCCCCGCAUCUGCAGCGGGCUCUGGAUUACGUCAAACGCGCGCUGAGGAACCUGAACGGACGGCGCGUCAGCUUCUUGUGCGGAGACGCCGGGCCUCUAGCUGUAGGCGCAGUCGUUCACCACCACUUAAAGAACCAGACCGAGUCCCAGGAGUGCCUCACGAAAUUGCUCCAGCUCCAGCGCUCAGUGCUCAGUCCAGACUCUGACGUUCCUGAUGAGCUGCUGUACGGUCGAGCCGGAUACCUCUUCGCUCUGCUGUAUGUGAACGCAGAGAUCGCGCCGGACGCGGUGGACGACGACACCAUCAUCAAGGUGGUGACUGCUGUUCUGGAGUCAGGGAAAAACUUGUCUAAAGAGGAGAAGAAAGCCGAGCGCUGCCCGCUGCUGUACGAGUGGCAUAAGAAACAGUAUGUGGGAGCAGCUCAUGGUCUGGCAGGCAUUUACUACAUGCUCAUGCAGCCGAGUGCUAAAGUCAGUCAGGACACUCUGAAUGAGCUGCUCCGGCCCAGUGUGGAUUACGUGCGGCACAAGAAGUUCCGGUCGGGCAAUUACCCAUCAUCCCUCAGCAACGAGACGGACAGACUGGUGCACUGGUGUCACGGAGCUCCUGGAGUGCUGCAUAUGCUCAUCAUGACUCAUAAAGUCUUCAAGGAUGAGAAGUACCUGCGAGACGCGGCUGAGUGUGGAGAGGUGAUCUGGCAGAGAGGUUUACUGAGGAAGGGUUAUGGACUCUGUCACGGCACGGCUGGGAACGGAUACGCCUUGCUCUCGCUCUACCACGCCACACAGGACAAGAAAUACCUGUAUCGUGCCUGCAAGUUUGCUGAGUGGUGUCUAGACUACGGGACCCACGGCUGUCGUAUUCCUGACCGGCCUUACUCCCUUUUUGAAGGUAAGUUGAUCAUCAUGUGUCAUUGAUAAAACAUCUGCAAAUUGUACUCUUCAAUAUUCUCAAAAAAUAAUGGGUUAAAUUUAAUUUAAUUAAAAU